Messenger RNA from Malassezia pachydermatis, 1590 nucleotides. RefSeq names its product zn-finger transcription factor. Bases 1 to 1590 code for a protein of 529 amino acids. The record is from RefSeq and is a predicted model, not a curated record. Gene Ontology annotation, molecular function: SUMO ligase activity; zinc ion binding. Gene Ontology annotation, biological process: protein sumoylation. The transcript is spliced from 3 exons. Lineage: Eukaryota; Fungi; Basidiomycota; Malasseziomycetes; Malasseziales; Malasseziaceae.
AUGAGCAUGCUCACAAUCCAUGAAUUGUGUGAGUAUAUUGGCUCCUUGAAAGUAGCCGAUCUGAAGGAGCAUAUCAAGGCCUUCAAUGAGCGUCUUCCCUUCUGUCCACAUAUGCGCCUAUCUGGCAACAAGCCUGACUUGGCCCAGCGAUUGAUCGAAGCAAUUAUAGCCGCAGCAGCUGUUCCAGAGCAUUUCGAGGAUAUGCUAGUGGUUAUGGCGCCGCUCGGUCUAACCAUGUGGCUCGCAGAUGUGGCUCAUCUUCAUCGUGCGUCUCAGCAAUAUGCCGAAUUGUACGGCCAUAUGCCCUCCUCGAAUGCAACGUCCACUUCAACCUUCCGCCCACAGGUUGCCGCUCGACCCAGCACAUCGACUACGAGUGCAGCCACGCCUCAACCGGCACAGGCCCUUUCGCAAGGCUCGCUCAAGCAGCUCCGAUUCUGGCCCUCACCCUUUUAUGACGUGAUCGAAUUUGUAUCCUCUAUUGUACAGAUACCAGAGGCACCCCCACCAUCGGGUCGACGGCAGGUGGGCGUGUCCUUCACACUCUCCCAAAAGCAAGUCGAUCAGCUUACCGAUACCCAGCACACCUACCAGCUUCGUCUUUUCUGCACGACCUUUCAAAAUUUUAUGGCCUCUGUCUCUCCACCACAAAAAGCAGUGCCGAUUGAGUUCCCAUUCACAUGUGAGGCACGCAUCAAUGAGCGGUCGCUAGGUGUAAGCUUAAAAGGCAACAAAAAGCACGCUGGUCGCGUGGCACCACCCAAUUUAAAUCGCAAUCGUCAUCUGCAUGUCCACGCAGGCAAACUCAAUCGCGUAGAGCUGUCCUAUGCGAAUUCCCCGAAUCGAUAUACCAUGGUCAUUGCUUUAUGCAAAGUGACGUCGGCAGAGACAUUGACUGCGCAACUAAAGCAGAAGCAGUACCGAAGCAAAGAGUCCGUCAUUGCUAUGAUGCAGCGAAAAGCGCAGGACGAAGAAAUCGAGACAGGUGCAUCCACACUGCGGCUUACAUGCCCCCUGACGUACGUUCGAAUGGUGACGCCGUGUCGUGCGAAUACAUGCGAUCACAUACAGUGCUUUGAUGCACUGAGCUUUUAUUCGAUGAAUGAGCAGUCGCCGCAGUGGCAGUGCCCUGUAUGCAGCCAGGAUAUCAAGUCGGAAGAUCUGCGUAUGGAUGGAUACGUGGAAGACAUUUUGAGGCGCGUUCCUCAUGACUUGGAAGCGGUUCUUGUGGAAGCGGAUGGGUCAUGGCACUCGGCAGAUGACAAGUACACAUCGGACUCACCGAUCCUCGCAGAGCCUAGCGCACCCGAGACAGAGGCGCUUGACCUACUUGAUCUGACACCAUCCCCGCCACCAUCGGAGAUGGCUUCGACCAUCCCUCCGUCGUUCGUGGCCAAGGCUGAAGUAGCGACGCCGCCUGUAGGGGGCGACUCGCCCAUGUUGUCGCUCGAUAUGUCGGCUACAUCGUUCUCAACCCCUCGCAUCUCGCCUAUACGCCCUGGACCUACUCUUUCUACGCUGUCCACACCGCCACCGCCGCCACCAGCGAAUGUCAUCGAUUUGACACUGAGUAGUGACGAUGAAUCAUAG